UCUACAAUGCUGGAACCACCAACUAAAAUAACUGCACUUGUUGUGGAUGAUGACACUAUAAAUCAAAUGAUUCAUCAUAGACUUUUGGACAAUCUAGGCAUACGAAAUCAGGUGGUGAGGAAUGGCAAAGAAGCUAUUGAUGUCCAUUGUUCAGGAAAGAACUUUGACCUCAUUUUGAUGGACAUGGAAAUGCCUGUCAUGAAUGGCAUCGAGGCAACAAGGAAACUCCGUGCUAUGGGCAUCCGAAGCAUGAUUGCGGGUGUAUCGACAAACACAAGAGAAAGAGAAAAUUUUAUGGAAGCUGGACUAGAUGACUAUCAAGAGAAGCCCUUGACAACUAGUAAGCUCGUUUCAAUCCUCCAUAAAGUCCACAAAGAUGGUUGAAAUUAAUACAUGGAGAAGAAGGGAAAGGAAGAUGUCCACCCCCAUUAAUCAUUAUCACCUACCCCUAGAAAUUCUUUACUUCCUAUAUGUUAGUCUGAUUAGAGUAUGUAGCUCAGUCGUACAAGUAUAUGAGAAAUGUUAACCUUCUUAGGCUGUGUUUGGCACUCUUUUUGGGAAUGCAUUUCAUAGCUUUCU
Quercus robur (English oak) is the source of this 579-nucleotide messenger RNA. RefSeq names its product two-component response regulator 24. The record is from RefSeq and is a predicted model, not a curated record. NCBI's taxonomy places the organism in Eukaryota, Viridiplantae, Streptophyta, Magnoliopsida, Fagales, Fagaceae. Gene Ontology annotation, biological process: phosphorelay signal transduction system. The transcript is spliced from 2 exons. Bases 7 to 384 code for a protein of 125 amino acids.